UGUCUCUGAUCCGAUCGAUUCCCCUGAAUUGCCGCUUGCAGUAAGUGUGGCUGGGGGAGGCAGGCGGUGGCGAGGGCAUCACGUGGCACCGCCCCAGGCUAGUCCUUUUUGGGAGCGAGGACGAAUCCCCUCCACCUGCCCCAGAAAAGCACGGUUUCAAGCAACUCUUCUUCCCCUGUGAUGUUGACGACGAAUCCAGACCCUUGAAAAUUGGAGUGGCAUGGGCGCUAUUGAUAGCUCCCUGAUUGAGCCUGUAUCACUUUCUUAAUCCGCUCGUUUUGAUUUUUCGUUACACGGCUUCCGACGAACGGACACGUCUACAUUUGCCUUCUGCCUUCUCUCCUUAUCGAUUAGACCGACCUCAGAGCAGUCGAAUCGAAAUCCUAAUACGACAUACCGAUUAAUUUGAUACGUUAUCCCAAGUCUUGACGACCGUUUCUUUUAUCGCAUUAUCAUAUUUCCUAUCUCAAAUCACAUUCCACCAAAUCGCAAAAUGACGGGCCCGUCGAUUCAGGAUCGCACGACUGAAUUCCAGGCCAUCUUGGGCCAGGCCAAGAAGCGCAUCAACACUUCGAAAGGAUCGCAGCGCCAGGCGCUGCUGUCGGAUGCCCAGCGGAGACAGGCCAAUGGGUAUGCUGAUGGAGCGCAAGAUGGCAAGAGAGCUAGGUCGGAGUUUGCCAAGCGGGCGGCGGAGAUUGGACGGGGUAUUACUGCGACCAUGGCGAAGUUGCAGCGACUGGCUGAAUUGGCCAAGCGAAAGACCCUCUUCGAUGACAGGCCUGUUGAAAUCUCUGAAUUGACCUAUGUCAUCAAGCAAGACCUUGCAUCGUUGAACCAACAGAUUGCCUCGCUGCAAGCACUGACACUAUCGCAACACCCCAAGUUGAAUCGAUCAAAGGCCGACCAAGAGGGAGAACAUAAUGACAAUGUUGUCGUUAUGUUGCAAGGAAAACUCGCAGAUGUCGGCGCAAAUUUCAAAGACGUUUUGGAAGUUCGAACAAAGAACAUUCAAGCGUCGCGAUCCAGAACCGAGAACUUUGUCUCAUCAGUAUCGUCCAAGUCUCAAACGGCCCUCGAUACGCAGCGGUCAGACUCUCCCUUAUACAACCCAUCUGGAAGAAGAACGCCACAACCGGGAUUUCAGGGUGGUUCUUCGGAUCUCCUGACUCUCGAGCCCUCGAAUCCAUCCCCUCUUGGAGGGCCAUCGAUGCAGACGGACCAACAAUUAUUGGUCAUGGAGGAGGCUCAGUCGAGCAACUCGUACAUCAAUGCCCGAGGAGAGGCGAUUGAUGCGAUUGAAAGGACGAUCAGCGAGUUGGGUGGUAUUUUCGGGCAGCUGGCACAGAUGGUCAGCGAGCAGUCGGAAAUGAUCCAGCGGAUCGAUGCGAAUACAGAAGAUGUGGUGGACAAUGUGCAAGGUGCACAACGAGAAUUAAUGAAAUACUGGACCAGGGUAUCUGGAAACCGGUGGCUUGUUGCUAAGAUGUUUGGAGUUUUGAUGAUUUUCUUCCUUCUCUGGGUGUUGAUAUCAGGAUAGACACGCCCACCUUCUCUUCUAAUGUAUUAUUAUUGAAUG
Molecule: messenger RNA, 1576 nt
Organism: Aspergillus wentii DTO 134E9
Lineage: Eukaryota; Fungi; Ascomycota; Eurotiomycetes; Eurotiales; Aspergillaceae
Product: t-SNARE syntaxin
Exons: 4
Coding region: 494-1537 (347 amino acids)
Biological process (GO): intracellular protein transport; vesicle fusion; endoplasmic reticulum to Golgi vesicle-mediated transport
Cellular component (GO): endomembrane system; Golgi membrane; SNARE complex
Molecular function (GO): SNAP receptor activity; SNARE binding
Source: RefSeq, a predicted model, not a curated record